This is a messenger RNA of Haliotis rufescens (red abalone), 4425 nucleotides long. RefSeq names its product 7SK snRNA methylphosphate capping enzyme-like. The transcript has 4 exons. Lineage: Eukaryota; Metazoa; Mollusca; Gastropoda; Lepetellida; Haliotidae. Gene Ontology annotation, molecular function: snRNA binding; O-methyltransferase activity; RNA methyltransferase activity. Bases 1532 to 3595 code for a protein of 687 amino acids. The record is from RefSeq and is a predicted model, not a curated record. Gene Ontology annotation, biological process: snRNA modification.
ACGCAUGCAUGGAAUAUACGUGUGGCAUGGUGUUGACAGGAAGGGACGUGGGAUAUAUAAAUAACAACAUUGUGUUGUGUGUCUAUUGUUUAACGGCGCUCUCGGUAAUAUUCCAGUUUUUUGACUGUAUAUAAUCGAGUCGGGACCAACGUCGCACGCCGUCGGGGUAAACAAUAAGACACGCAAUCAACAAAGUCUGACAGUGUCCAACCGAUCCACCAAGUCGUCUCGUAUGUCAAGCAAAGGCUGGUUGCGACCAAUGCUAACCCGGAAUCUUCACGUACGGUGUCUGUUGUGUUAUAAGUGCCAUGUGUGAAAAUGUUUCUAGAGCUGUGUAUAAUUAGGUGAUCAUUAAAUCAUAGACUGAAAAAUAGUGUAUGAACUUUGAGGUGACAGAUGUACAUUUGUAUUUUAUGGCUUGAAUCAAACCUAGGUCGUUUCUGUUAUCAUUGAUCAAACCUAUGUUUGCCAAGAUCACAAUGUGUAUGUGUGUGAACACAAAUCAAACUAGCAUAUGAUAUCUGAGUGGGCUAGCACUAUAAAAAUCGGCAUCAGUCCGGAGUAGUACAAGCAGCCACACACACGUGCAUGCACGUCACUAUAUAUGUGCAAUAAUCUUGGACGCAACGUUAAACCCCAUUUCACCUCACCUUAUAUAUAUUAGCGUCACUCGCACUCCUCAACGUAUUUUUUAAAUAUGAAGUAUUCAUGUUUUUUGUUUUUAAAGCAAUAUUUAUUCAUUCAUUACGUAUUCUGGAUAAUUACAACAUAAUUAUAGCCGACAAAACAUUAUGAUUCGUUGCCACACAGUCAUCAUGUUCAAUACACUCAGAUUCAUAAACAAAGCUUCCCAAAUUAACAGUGUCAAUAUGUACCUAACAGUUGUGAAACCGUUAUUUCAUACAUGAACACAGUGUCAAAUCACUCAAAGUUCUUUUAACCUAAACAAAAAUAGUUUUAAAAUGCGACGAAUAAACUAUAUAUUCAUAGAAGACGUAAUAUUACUCACAUGACGGUUUAAAGACCGUAUUGUAUUUAGUUUGGGCACAUUGCCACUUGAGAAUUUCCAUCAAAACCACUCAGUUGCAGGGAAAAUCACUGGAAUGUUUGUUGAUAAAGAAAUUAUUUGUGAGGAAAAUAGUAUGUCUCGAUAAUAUAACUUUUGCGCAUGCGCGUUGGGCAUUGUGUGUUCCAAGCAGGUGCGAGGGGGACGAAGUUGUUAGCCCACAAUUUGGCCGACAGGACUGCAUAAUCGGCGUUAUUUGGUGUUAAAGGACAUUUGGUUUGCUGCGUCGCUGCGUCCCUUUCCGCACGUAGUUGUAUUAUUACUUUUUAAGAAAUAUUAUUUAUUUACGUUUGUGCGAUGUCGACACGCACAACGUCCGCAAGGGGGCGCUAGGCGUGUAUCGUCAUUGCGUCGUCUGUUAAAAACAGCUGAGAGAUCUCUAACAUAUGUCAUAAGCAGUAUUUCUAUACUGCGGGGAUGUGACAGUUUGAUAGCUGCACACAGGAGGGAAGAAGAAUAUUCAAAAUGAGCGUGGAAGUCAAAACCCCGACGAAAUCACAGUUUAAAAUCGAAGGAUUCCCUUGUGGAGAACGAUUAAAACCAGGGGAUGGCGGCGAUGAAAAGUUACAAAAGGAAUCGAAGAAUAAAGUUGGCAAAGAUGUGUCUUUUCAGGAUAAAAAUGGAGAUAAACAGCAUAGGAAUUCGUUUUCGAAGGCUGACAAACCCAAGGAAAUUCAAUACAGAAAAAGACGUUAUUCAAUGCCACAGAAACUCGGUGAAUCAGCACAAGGAUCUCACAUUUCAUUUAUGAAGAAAAGAAAAUUUCUCAUGGAUGCAAAGGUUAUGGGGAAAAAGAUCACUUUACCAACAAAAUUUCUUUUGGGGGGGAAUAUUAAUGACCCCCUCAAUCUGAACAGUUUAUAUCAUGAUGAAGAAGGAAAAGUUUUGAAUGAAUCAACACCAGUUUCCUCGCCCAUGCCCACACCAUCACAUCGUCAGAAAGUUGAAGUUGUCAUUCCACCAAACAUCACAGACCCAUUGAAUUUAAAUGCUGAUGAUGAUUCAUUUAUGAGUAGAAUAUGCAAGAAGAGGAAAAGAAGUUACAGACAUAAGCGUAAAGAAAGUACAUCUCAUUCAACAUCCACACCACUGUUGAAAGAGGGGCCUGGGGAGAAGAAGAGAGAACUUUUGGAAGCGUUGAAAAUAGACAUUGACACCAGCCAUGAUGUGUGUGAGGAACUGUCCAGUGGUGAACUGACUCUUGACAUUCAAAGUGCUAAUACCAACAAAUGCAGCAAUAAGAUAGUAUCCCCAGUCAUCCCCCAGGCGUCACCAAAAAUCAGGAGGAGGAGGAAGACAAUAAGUGAAUCCUGUAAUAUUACUGAGACAACAUUUGAUGCAUCUAGAGCAUUAUUCUGUACAAGUAGCCCUGAACCAAAAAUAACACCGCCGAAGAAAACCAAAAGACAGUUCAGCAACCCAAAGAGUUCUAGUUUUUCUAAAACAAAAAGCCCUGUGAAGUUUGCAAAAAAUCCCAAAUUCAUCUAUGGCAAUUACAAUAGGUACUAUGGCUACAGGAAUCCAAGUGCUGAACAAGAUCAUAGGAUGAUCAAUUUUGAAUCGGAGUGGUUUGAGACAAAGGAUGUUUUGGACAUUGGAUGCAAUGUGGGACAUUUGACUUUAGCCAUAGCCAGAGAUUAUCAUCCAAGGAAGAUUAUUGGUAUGGACAUUGACGCUAAUCUGAUCAAAAUCGCAAGGAAGAACAUUCGCUACUAUAUGGCUUCCUGUUCUACAGACACAACAAAGUUUGCAACAUCCAGCACAGUGAACUACGGCCCAAUGGCAGCUCCUCCACUGGGGAAUGAACAGGAACUUCCACAAUUUCCUCAUAACUUGAUGUUUAUGCAGGGAAACAUAGUGCUUGAGAGUGAUGAGAUGCUGGAGUUUCAGGAAGAAGAAUAUGAUCUGGUCCUUGCUCUCAGCAUCACAAAAUGGAUUCACCUCAACUGGGGCGAUGAUGGAUUGAAGCGUGCAUUCAAGAGAAUAUUCAAGCUACUCCGACCUGGAGGCAAACUCAUACUGGAACCACAGGCUUGGGCUUCCUACAAAAAGAGGAAGAAGCUGAACGAAACGAUCUUCAAGAACUAUCAGGACAUUAAGCUGAGACCAGAGAACUUUCCAAACUAUCUCCUUAAAGAGGUUGGAUUUUCCAAGUGUGAAGUCAUUGGAGUGCCUUUCAACAAGUCAAAAGGUUUCCGUCGCCCUCUCCAGCUAUACACCAAAGCUGACACAUCGGGAAAUACUCCUUACACAGACAUUGAUGAAAACAGCCAGAGCAGCAGAAGCCAUGUGUUAGCCCCAACGCUGCAGUCCGUCGCGUCCCCACAGCUAGCCGACAGCCAGGACACAGCAAGCGAGAAGGGCAAGACAGCUGGUCCAGUUCAACAGGUGUCGGGGCAGAGCUGUGGACAGUCGGACGCUUCCAGUGGUCAGCAGAUGAAGGGUCCUGGCCUGUCGACGCCCCCUUGUGGUGAACAGAUGGAUGUGGCAACUUGUGAAGACAGUACACAGGAAGACACUGCCUCAUAGAUCACAAGAUAGGACAGCAGAAGAAUUCUGUGACAUGAAGCUGAUAAAUACUCAAGCAAUUAAGGCAUUCUUUUUAUUGACUGCAUGUUAUGUUGCUUGGUAUAUUUCUUAUCAACCUAUAGGCCGAAAGACGUUGGAACAAUGAUUGUUUUGUACAUAUCCUUGACUAAAAUAUGUCACCAAAACCAGUGCAAGUCAACUCUUGGUGUUUAUCCUUCAUUCUCUCCUGACAUCGUAAACUUAGACAAGGCUAUGUCAAGACCCCAAUUAACUCUCAUCCUCUCAUUUGUUUUUACCAGUUCCAUUUACUUGUUCGGGAUAAUGAGGUAUUUGGAUGUUUUUUUCAUAGUCCUUGGACAAAAGCUAUUUGAGAGUUGGUAUGCACCUGCAUAAAAUAUUAAUUGUUAUACAUGAACAGUUCUUUGUUUAUGAUCUGUUCAUUAAUGCCAUGAGCAAGUCCUCUUAGAAGCAACAAUAUAUGACGUGGUUCCACCUUGAAAUACAUUAUUUUUGAGCUCACCCGUUUAAGAUUAAUAUAAUUUUGCAACAAUUGUUAAGUGGCUGAUAUCCAAACUUGAUCAUGUCCAGUUUGUGAUUUGUUCCCAUCAGUGCUUGUCAUGCCCCCGAUUAAUAUCCUUAUUCAUGCUGUUUUAUUACAUUAAUGAAAUAGGUUUUGAACCCAAAAUCAUGAGAUUUGGUUCAGUAUUCAACUUCUGGGACUCUGCAGAGAAAUAAGAAUUGGCCAGUUUGACUAUUAAUGAUACUAAUGGUUGGAUAUAUUCUGUUGACUGUACAUAAUGAGAAAAUACACAAAUCUUUUCCUAACAUGA